CUACAAAUCAAAGCCUGAAAGCCACAAAGCUUUAGUCUCAUCUUCAUAAAAAUAAACUCUAAACCUCCGCCCUUCUGAAAAGAAACACAACAAAUCAAGCUCUCUCCUUCCUUUUCAAAUCUCUUAGAGAAGCUAUAGUAUAAACCUGUACAAUGGCAUCAAACUCUUAUAGCUCAAGCAGGAAUGUAAGCUCAUCGUGGACAGCAAAACAAAACAAGCAAUUUGAGAGGGCUCUCGCGUUGUAUGACAAGGAUACCAAGGAUCGUUGGCAGAAUGUUGCCAGGCUUGUAGAAGGGAAAUCAGCUGAAGAAGUAAAGAGGCACUAUGAAAUCCUCCUUGAAGAUCUCCAUCAGAUUGAAGCAGGUCGCGUCCCCUUUCCUAACUACAGACAAAACGCCGCAAACUCCAUGAACUUCAAUGAAGAGCAAAGGCAGUUAAGGUAUCUCAGGUUGCAGUGAAGCCCCAACUCCAAGUUAGUCUGGAACUGCCUUUUAGUUCCGUCAUCCUUUCCUGUAACUGCAAUCUAAAUUAUUUUUCUUGACCACGGCUUGUGUAAUGUUCCAUCAAUGUGUAUGAUAAAACUAUGAUUUUAUGAUGA
Molecule: messenger RNA, 598 nt
Organism: Beta vulgaris subsp. vulgaris (sugar beet)
Lineage: Eukaryota; Viridiplantae; Streptophyta; Magnoliopsida; Caryophyllales; Amaranthaceae
Product: protein RADIALIS-like 3
Exons: 2
Coding region: 153-458 (101 amino acids)
Molecular function (GO): DNA-binding transcription factor activity
Source: RefSeq, a predicted model, not a curated record